Messenger RNA from Pungitius pungitius (ninespine stickleback), 3395 nucleotides. Its product is annotated as oxygen-dependent coproporphyrinogen-III oxidase, mitochondrial-like. The record is from RefSeq and is a predicted model, not a curated record. Gene Ontology annotation, molecular function: coproporphyrinogen oxidase activity. NCBI's taxonomy places the organism in Eukaryota, Metazoa, Chordata, Actinopteri, Perciformes, Gasterosteidae. The coding region runs from base 671 to 1495 and encodes 274 amino acids. The transcript has 6 exons. Gene Ontology annotation, cellular component: cytoplasm.
CAUAUUGGCAUUGUGGGAAAUGAGAGAGUCGACAAGUUAGCCAAACAAGCUGUUAAAAAAGAGUAUAUUGAAGCAAAUAUUGAGGGAAAUUUGGAAGAGUGUAAUAUGGAAAGAAACCAUUAGAAAUUGGCAACAGCAGUGGGAUAGGGAAAAUAAAGGAAGACAUUUGUACACUAUUCAAAAUAAAAUUGGGGUUGUGAAGAAAAGGGGAGGAAAUAGAAGAGAAGAAAUUGUUAUGAGCAGAUUAAGGAUAGGGCACAGUAAUUUGAACAGCACACUUCAUAUUAUAAGGAAGCACCCAACGGGUUUUAGUGGUUUUUGUCCGGUUGCAGAAACAAUAGAGCAUGUGUUAAUGAAUUGUAAAAAGUAUGAAGUACAUAGGAAAAAGAUGAUGGAAGAGUUAGGAAAGACUGGAAUAAAAGGGACAGGAGUGAAGGAAAUACUAGAGAGUGGGGAGAAUGAACAAUGUAGAGAAAUUAUUUUAAAUCUUUUAUUAAGAACAGGGCUGGUGAAAAGAAUAUGAAAUAAGGAUAUGAUGUAACAGACAAAUAAAUUCGGAAGAUGGCGGUAGUGCAACAUAAAAGGAGUAAGCUGCCGAUAAACCCUAAAGAAGAAGAAGAAGAAGAAGUAAACCCUAAAGAAGAAGAAGAAGAAGAAGCGGCGAUGUUCGAUGUCACACUUCAAGAGGCUCGCCAGCUCGGCGGCGUCACGUUUGACGUUGUCCCCCAGCAGCUGCAGCAGCAAGCCGCUGACUCUCCUUCCGGGUUCAAGAUGGCUUUCCAGGGGCUGUGGCGUGCGCUUCGUGUCCCAGGGGACCGCAGGCAGAGCCGCCGGCUGCGGGCGAGCCAGACGGGGAGCCCUGGCGCUCAGCGGAGCCGCGGCACUGACAGCGGCCGUGGCGGGUUUUUUAGCCAACGCCGACCACUUCCAGCGUGCCGACAUGGCCACGAAGGCGCCCCGAGCCGCCGCGGAGAAGGAACCGCAGGGGGAUAUCUCCGAGAGGUGCCGGGGCUUCAUGUCUCCUCCGGUGACCGAAAUCGGCGUGCUGCAGGAGAGCAGCGGGGAGAUGCGCACGAGGAUGGAGAUGCUCAUCAUGGAGACGCAGGCCGACUUCUGCAACGCCCUGCAGGAGGUGGACGGCGGGACGUUCAAGGUGGACCGGAGGCAGAGAAAUGAAGGUGGCGGAGGGAUCAGCUGUGUGAUGCAGGAUGGAAAGGUGUUUGAGAAGGCCGGAGUCAAUGUGUCCGUGGUGUUUGGGAACCUGACUGAGGAGGCCGCCAAGCAAAUGAGGAGCAGAGGGAAAGUCCUCAAAGGGAAAGAUGGUAAGCUGCCGUUCUGUGCCAUGGGUGUGAGCUCCGUCAUCCACCCCAAGAACCCCCACAUCCCCACCGUGCACUUCAACUACAGAUACUUUGAGAUCGAGGCGGAAGAUGGAAGCUGCUUGGUACCUGAGGAGGCACAAACAGGAACUGGAGCUCCUGCUGAUUGGCAGUGAUACCAUGGGAGUGGAAUUUACAGAAGGGAAUUACUGGCACUACGGGCACUACGGGCACUGGUGAAAAUUACAAAUGAUCUUCUACUUGCAUCGGACCAAGGACUUGUAUCUUUUCUUGUAUUGCUGGACCUCAGUGCUGCAUUUGACACCAUCGAUCACCGUAUCCUGCUGCAGAGACUGGAACACUUGAUUGGCAUCAAAGGAACUGCACUCAGCUGGUUUAAAUCUUAUUUAUCGGAUCGAUCCCAGUUUGUGUUUGUGAACGGUGAAUCAUCGAGGACCACAAUUGUUGGUCACGGAGUCCCACAAGGUUCUGUGCUUGGACCGAUUCUAUUUACCCUGUACAUGCUUCCUUUGGGCGACGUUAUCAGAAAACACCGCAUAAACUUCCAUUGUUAUGCAGACGAUACUCAACUGUAUCUAUCGAUCAAGCCAGAAGACACCAACCAACUUGUUAGACUUCAGGACUGUCUUGGAGACAUCAAAACUUGGAUGACCUGCAACUUCCUGAUGUUAAACUCGGAAAAAACGGAAGUUAUCAUGAUAGGCCCAGAGCGCCUUCGAAGUCAGCUGUCACGUGAUACAGUCUCUAUGGAUGGAAUUGCUCUGGUAUCCAACAGCACCGUCAGAAAUCUUGGAGUUCUCUUCGACCAGGAUAUGUCCUUCAACUCUCAUAUAAAGAAGACUUCAAGGACUGCCUUUUUUCAUCUACGGAAUAUAUCGAAAAUCAGGAACUUCCUGUCUCAAAGUGAUGCAGAAAAACUAGUUCAUGCAUUUGUUACUUCUAGACUGGAUUACUGUAAUUCUUUGUUUUGAGGCUGCUCUUGUAAAUCGCUUAAACCUCUCCAACUGAUUCAGAAUGCUGCAGCACGUGUAUUAACAAGAACUAAGAAAUGGGAUCAUAUAACUCCUGUAUUAACUUCUCUGCACUGGCUUCCUGUUAAAUCAAGAAUAGAAUUUAAGGUACUUCUCCUCACCUACAAGGCACUUGCUGGUGAGGCACCGUCUUAUCUUAAAGAGCUUGUUACACCGUAUUGCCCUACAAGGCAUCUACGCUCCAUAGAUGCUGGGCUACUUGUGGUUCCUAGAGUUUUAAAAAGUAGGAUGGGGGCCAGAGCCUUCAGUUAUCAAGCUCCUCUUUUGUGGAACCAGCUUCCACUUUCAGUCCGGGGGGCAGACUCGGUCAGUUCAUUUAAGAUAAAGCUUAAAACGUUCCUCUUUGAUAUUGCUUAUAGUUAGGGCUGGCUCAGGUUAGCCUGGACCAGCCCUUAGUUAAGCUGCUCUAGGCUUAGACUGCCGGGGGACUUCUUAGGACACACCGAGCCCCUCUUUCACUCUCACACUCUCACUCUCUCCUCCCACAAUCAUCCAUGUUUUGUUUUAUUAAUGUACAUCACUAAUUAAGCUUCUUUCCGGGAGUUUUUUGUGCUUUCUCGCCUAGCAGGUCUCCGUGGAUCAUAGUUUCGUGCGGACCCUGGUUCUGACUGCUGGCUCAUGGCUCUGCUGACACCUGCUGCUGCCAUCAUCAUUACUUUAAAUAUGACUCAUAUUACUGUCAUCAAAAACUAACAUCUUUCUGCUCUCCCUCCCCACAGAAGCCUCUGUGGAUGGUGGUUCGAUCUGAUGGAGGUUGUCCCUGCAGUGGUCCUGCCGUACACCUCUUCUGCUACUUGCAAUUACUUGUAUCAUUUCAGUUAGAGAAAUUGAAUGUAUUGUACAUCUUUUACAUUGUUGAUUCUGUACACAUGACAUCCAUUGCAGUCUGUCCAUCCCGGGAGAGGGAUCCCUCCUCUGACGUUCUCCCUAAGGAUUCCCUCCGGGACAGACGGCUGGAUGGAGUACGUUCCCAUCGCAGAAAAGAAGAACGUCGCCUUUGCUGCUCAGCAGCAACUCAAAGAAG